GGCUGACUGGCUGUGCAGCCUGUGCUUCCUUUCCGCUGCUCUCCUCUUGUCCCCGAUCUCGACUUCCUUCCCUUUACUCUCACCUUCACCUCCUCCUCACCCUGUUGUCUACAAGGCUUCUCUCUCGCUUGUUUACCUACUGUGGUGAAUCAUUCUUUAUAUCCAUUCUUCAGACGAAAAGGGCAAACCUCGAGCCUCAAACCCCAGCGCCCCGUCCUCGUCCAUUCACUUCUUGCGAAGCCGGAAGAAUCCACAUUCAACCUCGCCAUGGCAAUGUGACGUCCUGCCGACCCGCCCCAUAAUCCGCCUGCGAGAAUAAUAGACGCAACUCAACCACCAAAACUCAACAACAGCCCCCUUUUGUCCGCCGAUACCCGACUCGAUAUUCGACUCUACACUUAUUCAACUCUCAGUUCUACUCGAAAUAUUUGCUCGCAAGGCGAAAACUGAGCCGGAGCAUGCGAGGUGCAACCGACCGUUAACACAGCCGAUUCGCGUGAUCCGAGAGAGCGAGCGAGAGAGAAAGAACCAAAAUGCCUUCUUCACUCAAGGUUCCGGAAUCCGGCCUCAUUCUUGAGAGCUCGGCCGCCUCGGGAAACCCUGUCCCACCACAGGCUUUCUGCAUCAAUCUUUCUGACCAUGUACUCGAGGACAUGAUCAAGUGUGUACAGGGUGGUGAGGACCUCCAAUUGUCCUUGGGGAGCAGCCCGACGUUGCUCUACGGCUCCAGUUCCCACACCCUCUCUCCCAUCUCCGCGACAUUCUCACACGACCUCUUCCUCACGAAACCAUUCGAAUCAACGAAACGAGCUACACGACUACCACAAACCUCCUCACUAUGGAAGAAGCUGCCCGGCUCCGAGGCUCCCAAGAAGGGCGAGCAGGCCAAGGCCAAGGGUGCACCUUCAACCUCGUCGUCCGGGAUGGACUCAGAUAUAGAGAAUCUGCAGAACUCCAUCGCAGCGGCGACGGCAUCGAAGAAGCAAUCAAAGGUCAUGGAUAGGCCGCUGCCGGGCACCAACAAGAAGCCCACGGCAAAGGGUGCCAAGUCCAAGUUGCUGUCGAGCAUGGCGUCAUACGGCAAUGGUGGCGGCAAGUCAUCGCCCUCAGGGUCACCGGCUCUGGUAGCCGUCAGCUCACCGUCGAUAAAUCCUGUCUACGCUUCGUCGCAACAGAUCGUCGAGAAGUCCAAGGAGCAAAGAUCUAUGAUUGUACAUGAACUAGCGGUGCAGGAGCGGCCGGCCGACUACCUGGAGAGCCUAUGGGAAGGCAAAGACGAAGAUUUCAAGCCUGCCCUGGAGAAGGUGGCCCAGUUCGAGCCGGACACGCAGAUGUGGGCACUGAGAAAGAACUACUGGAGAGAGUUGGACGUGUGGAAGUACGAAUAUGAUACCCAAGAUACCCGACAGAAAGCGAUCGACAACGCAAUCCGUCAAUUCGAUAAGAUGCGGCUGGCAACUACGGAAACCGAGUGGCAGAAGCUCUUGCCGCGGGAAGAGCGAGGAAAGGGCAAGAUCCUCAGCAAGUUGCAGGCAAAUAUCGCCAAGGCUUCCGCCGCACCGCCUCCCAAGAUCAAGGUCAGCGAUGCGACAAGCGACAACGGCGAGGAAGACGUCCUCAAGAUGAAAGGCGGCGAGACAAUGUCACGAUCAUCAUCGAAUCCGUUGCCGCCGAAACCGAAGAAGGCUGCCGACUCUCAGGUUAAGCGUCUCUUGUCUACGAAUAAGAAGCCCGCGACGCCCAAGGCUGCGCCGACGAAAGCAAAGGAAAAAGCAGCCCCAGCUGGCAAGAACGGCCGGGUUCUCUCUGCAGAGUUUGUCACCAACUCAGACUCGGAUUCAGAGUCUUCAGAGGACAAGCCGAUGGCGAGCAUUGUGGCUUCCAAGCCUAGGCCAGCGCCUGCACCUGCACCUGCCCCCAAGAGAAGGAUCGAACAUGCACUCCCACCAAAGCCGAAGAUUGCUGUGCCCAAGGCAAAAGCCAGGCCAGUUGAGAAGCCUGUAGAGCGGACUGUGGAGAGAUCAAUUGAGAGGCCCAAGGAAAAGUCGCCUCAACCUCCACGAGAGACUGUCAAGGCGGCCAAACCACAGCCUCCCAAGCGACAGAGGGAAGAGGAGGCAGACGACAGCAGCUCAAGUUCUGGCGCCCCCUUGGCCAAGCGCGCUAAGCCCAAGGCGCCCAUCAAGGCGCCCGUCAGCCUCAAGCAACGGCCCGCAGAACCCUCACAUGCAUCAUCCCGCAACUCAUCUGGCGUCUCCCUCAAGAGCAAAAAUACAUCACCGGCCAAGUCGUCGCCUUUGGCUUCGUCACCGCCAACGAACGCAUCGGAUCUUGAACACUCAGCACCACCCAAGAAGCGCAAGGCUAUGGAAUCUUCCGACUCCAAUGAGAGCGCCCGGACCAAGCAAGCCCCUAAGCGUCAGCGCGGGCUCAGCCCCGACCUGGUCAGCAAAGCCGCGCGUUUCAAGGUGUUCUAUGAAAAGUAUGAGGCUCUGCACUGGGAGAUUGCAGACAUGCGCAACCCACCCGAGGACAAGAUGGCGGAUCUCCUCGACAUGCGCCAGCGGCUGAAAACUCUCAAGAUUGAGAUUUACAAGGAAUGCCCGCCCCCAAACAGCGUCCCCAGCAGCGCCCCCAUCGCGGUCGCUUAGGGAGGGACCAAGAAGGACAAUUGCAAACUGCUUGAACGGCCGCUUGCCAAGAGCAACGUAUCGACGAAGAAGACGGCGAAAGAAGCCCCAGCCAAAAAGGCGAAGGCGCAGAAACGUGUUUUGGGAUUUCUUUGGAAAAAGCGAUAAUUUUUCGGGACAUCUCAAGAGAGUCCUCGACUGGACGGCCACUUGAAAGCAUCAGCAACAGCGAAAUGAUUUUCUCACCUUUUUUCUUUUCUUUUCACUUGGGCUGGGAUUGCAUCACAGGGGACGGAACGGGCAUCGGCGACCAGCAUAUAGGAUUGCAUGGACUCUGGAAAAAAAAAACCCCAGCCAACUGGUAAACCGUGGAUGCGGGCCAGGAAUAUUUCCUUUUGGAGAUAGUCACUUUCUUGUCUUCUUCAUUUUGAUUGAUACCAGGUGGUAGUCAGCUACACGAAACAGAACAGUAUCCAAAUGAAAGUCAUCUGAAC
This is a messenger RNA of Colletotrichum scovillei, 3124 nucleotides long. RefSeq lists its product as uncharacterized. Lineage: Eukaryota; Fungi; Ascomycota; Sordariomycetes; Glomerellales; Glomerellaceae. The transcript is spliced from 3 exons. The record is from RefSeq and is a predicted model, not a curated record. The coding region runs from base 534 to 2651 and encodes 705 amino acids.